AGUAGUCUCUCUCUCUCCCUCUAUCUCCCUCUGCACCAAUGGCUCAGCGGCUUUUCUCUUCCUCUCAUCUUUCUCAUUCUUCCACCUCAAACCAUCGUCAUAUCUCUCUCAUGAGCCGCAACGGUCUACUCCUCCUUGUCGCUCUCCACCUUCUCCUCGGUGUAUCAUUACCCUGGAAAGCAUCUCCCUUGUUCAUCUUUCCUAACAAAAGCUCUUCUUCUUCUUCUUAUUCUUCUUUGACCUCCAACUGGCGCGACUAUUCCCUCGCUCAAGCAGCCAAGUUCGUCGCUAAGGACGGGACUGUGAUCGUCUGCACCGUUAGCUCUCCCUUCUUGCUUUUCUUAAACAACUGGUUGAUUAGCGUUUCUAGACAGAAGCAUCAAGACAAAGUCCUCGUGAUCGCUGAGGAUUACGCUACUCUCUACAAGGUUAACCAGAAGUGGCCUGGCCAUGCCGUUCUCAUCCCCCCAGCGCUCAACUCUCGUACCGAACAUAAGUUCGGCUCCCAGGGUUUCUUCAAGUUUACAUCUCGGAGGCCACGACAUCUCUUGCAACUUUUGGAGCUAGGCUAUAAUGUGAUGUACAACGAUGUUGAUAUGGUCUGGUUGCAAGAUCCGUUUCAGUACUUAGAAGGAAGCCACGACGCAUACUUCACCGAUGACAUGACUACGAUUAAGCCUUUGAAUCAUUCCCAUGAUUUACCACUUCCGGAUCGAAAGGGAGUGACUUAUAUAUGUAGCUGCAUGAUUUUCUUGCGUCCCACUAAUGGUGCAAAGCUUCUGAUGAAGAAAUGGAUUGAGGAACUUCAAGCUGGAUCUAAAGCAUAUGAAGGAAAUGAUCAGCCUGCUUUUAACUGGGCACUCAACAAAACAUAUCAUCAGGUAGAUCUCUACUUGCUUUCCCAAGCAGCGUUUCCUACAGGAGGAUUGUACUUCAACAACCAGACGUGGGCUGAAGAGACAGAGGGGAAACAUGUCAUAAUCCACAACAACUACAUUAUUGGUUACGACAAUAAGAUGAAACGCUUCCACGACUUUGGUCUAUGGCUAGUUUAUGAUCAUGCUUAUGAGUCUCCGCUGGGAAAGUUAGAGUAAAAUUUGAAUGCCUUGUUAUGUGUGAAUAUUAUAUCGCUGACUCAAAACAUACGAAAACAGGAAAAAAAA
Molecule: messenger RNA, 1163 nt
Organism: Brassica oleracea var. oleracea
Lineage: Eukaryota; Viridiplantae; Streptophyta; Magnoliopsida; Brassicales; Brassicaceae
Product: UDP-D-xylose:L-fucose alpha-1,3-D-xylosyltransferase 1-like
Exons: 4
Coding region: 39-1094 (351 amino acids)
Cellular component (GO): Golgi apparatus
Molecular function (GO): glycosyltransferase activity
Source: RefSeq, a predicted model, not a curated record